Molecule: messenger RNA, 684 nt
Organism: Aspergillus tubingensis
Lineage: Eukaryota; Fungi; Ascomycota; Eurotiomycetes; Eurotiales; Aspergillaceae
Exons: 2
Coding region: 1-684 (227 amino acids)
Source: RefSeq, a predicted model, not a curated record
AUGGACGAUGACAAGGUAGAUGAAGCUCUGGAAACCUUGCAUCAGAUCUGCUAUCUUCUCUGGAACGCCAAAACUGGCAUUAUUCCAGCUGAAGAGCUCGCUCGUCUGCCGCUGUCACUUAUAACACUUGAUCAUCAGUCUGUUGUCUCCGGGGUGAACGUGCAAUACUUUAUUCCGUGGACCGAGAAAGAGCUACAGCAUUACGAAAGAAAUCUUACGCCCGAGGAGGAAAUUGAAAAAAUCUCAUGUGAGGAUCGUAUUCUCAAAAACGGAUGUCGGAUGGGAUACACUUUGUCAAGGCCAUGGGGGAGCGGUGGGGAAUGGGCGGAAACAAUGUGUUCACGAUUUGUUACGGAAGUGGACAUUGCACCCCGAAAAGGCACUGAGAACGAUGAGCUGCCCUUGAAAGCGCUAACUGGGUGGAGACAUUCCACGGCAAUCCCUGAUGACCCCCCGAUUCCACAGCCAUGGUUCAUACAGAGGGAAUGUUACGAAUGGGGCCCAUGUUGUUACUGGACAUUGCGCGGCAAUGGACACCCACAUGUCAAGGCCUCGAUGUUUCAUGGUGUUGAUGGUGUCGAUGGGAUGAUUUUAAGGGAAGAGGUCAUGGUUAUCGUCCUUGUGAUGAUCAGUCGACUGCUGAAUGAAAAGUUCGAAAAGCAUGCUGUCGUCCCUGUAUGCUAA